UCUAAGGUCCCAAUUGUGCCUAUACUAUCCCUUCUUUAUUUCAUAGCUUUGCACUAGCAAGAUGUUCAAAAUGGUUUACUUGUGCUUGGUCUUGCUUCACAUUUUCUUGAGCUUUGUUCCAAUUCAAUCAGCACCAAGAAAGUCUUUAAUAACCAAACUUCCUGGCUUCAGUGGUAUUAUACCUUCCAAGCACUAUGCUGGGUACGUGACAUUGGAUAAAAUUCAUGGCAAAAACUUGUACUACUAUUUUGUUGAAUCAGAAGGAAAUCCUUCAAAGGACCCUCUUGUUCUAUGGCUUAAUGGUGGACCUGCAUGUUCUAGCUUUGAUGGCUUCAUAUAUGAACAUGGUCCUUUUAAUUUUAUAAAACCAAAAACUAAGGGAACCUUGCCUACAUUGCAACUCAAUCCAUACAGCUGGUCAAAGGUUUCCAACAUUAUAUAUUUGGACUCCCCUGUUGGAACUGGGUUUUCUUACUCAAGGAAUGAAUCUGAUUACUAUACUGGUGAUACAAAGACUGCUUUUGAUACUCAUACUUUUCUCCUCCAGUGGUUUAAAUUAUACCCUGAGUUUCUUGCCAACCCAUUAUUCAUUGCUGGAGAAUCUUAUGCUGGAAUUUAUGUACCUACUCUUGCUGAUAAAAUAGUAGAAGGAAUUGAAGCUGGUAUCAAGCCCAAACUGAAUUUCAAGGGUUACAUGGUUGGAAAUCCAGUAACUGAUCAUAAAUUUGAUGGCAAUGCUAUUAUUCCUUUUGUACACGGGAUGGGUCUUAUCUCCGAUGAAAUAUUUGAGAAUGUAACAAAAGAAUGUAGGGGAAAAUUCUAUGAACUAGGCAGCAAUGGUUGCACUCAAGUGUUGAUGAAUAUUGGAGAGAUACUAGACAAAUUAAACAUGUAUGACAUUCUAGAACCAUGUUAUCAUGGAGAGAAAGAGGAGAAUAAUGAAUCAUAUUCUAAGUUGCCAUUAAGCUUUAGACAAUUGGGCAAGACUGAUAGACCUAUGCCUGUGAGGAAAAGAAUGUUUGGACGUGCUUGGCCCUAUAGAGCUAUUGUGAAAGAUGGAUAUGUGCCAUCUUGGCCAGAACUUGAAAGCAAUAGUGGUGGUGCUCCUCCUUGCGUUGACGACGAGGUUUCUGUGAUAUGGCUGAACAAUCGUAAGGUCCGAAGAGCUAUUCACACUGUGAAGGAGAGUGUGGUCAAGGAGUGGGUUUUAUGCACGGGGAAAGUUAGAUAUGUUCAUGACAGUGGGAGCAUGAUUCCAUACCACAAAAAACUAACUUCCAAAGGAUAUCGAGCUUUAGUUUACAGUGGUGAUCAUGAUAUGUGUGUCCCAUUUACUGGAACAGAAGCAUGGACAAGAUCAGUUGGAUAUAAAAUUAUUGAUCCAUGGAGGCCCUGGUUAAUCAACAAUCAAAUUGCUGGGUUCACACAAGGAUAUGCCAAUAAUUUCACAUUUCUUACUGUAAAGGGAUCUGGACAUACUGUUCCAGAAUAUAAACCACAUGAAGCAUUUCAUUUUUACCAACAUUUUAUAAAUGGGUUGCCUAUAUAGGAAGCAGAUAAAUAGAGAAAGGGAGGGGUUAUACUGCUUCAUAAACAGUUCAAAUGUGUAUAAAGAAGAGAAAUUUUAUGUAUUAUUUAUUUGCAUCAUUGACUCUCAACCAUAUUAAUAAAAUUGUCUAUUUAAUAUUUUAAAA
Messenger RNA from Medicago truncatula (barrel medic), 1694 nucleotides. Its product is annotated as putative carboxypeptidase C. The transcript has 14 exons. The coding region runs from base 62 to 1549 and encodes 495 amino acids. Gene Ontology annotation, molecular function: serine-type carboxypeptidase activity; acyltransferase activity, transferring groups other than amino-acyl groups. Gene Ontology annotation, biological process: proteolysis; secondary metabolic process. The record is from RefSeq and is a predicted model, not a curated record. Lineage: Eukaryota; Viridiplantae; Streptophyta; Magnoliopsida; Fabales; Fabaceae.